CCGGAGUGGCCUUAUAUGUUGUUUGGAUCUGUUGGCGCAGCUAUGAAUGGGGCAGUCAAUCCACUCUAUGCUCUAUUAUUCAGUCAGAUUCUUGCAACCUUUUCCAUGCCCGAUAAAGAAGAGCAAAGAGCACUGAUCAAUGGCAUCUGCCUGCUUUUUGUCCUUGUUGGAGUUGUAUCAUUUUUCACACAGUUCCUGCAGGGAUACACAUUUGCAAAAUCUGGUGAGUUGCUUACAAGACGAUUAAGGAAAAUGGGUUUCCAAGCUAUGCUAGGCCAAGAGAUUGGUUGGUUUGAUGAUCACAGAAACAGCCCUGGUGCCUUGACUACAAGACUUGCAACAGAUGCAUCACAGGUUCAAGGGGCUACCGGCUCUCAGAUAGGAAUGAUUGUCAGUUCCUUAACCAACAUUGGAGUGGCCAUUAUCAUUGCUUUCUACUUCAGCUGGAAACUAACUCUAGUUAUAAUGUGCUUCCUGCCCUUUUUAGCCUUAUCUGGAGCUGUGCAGGCUAAAAUGUUGACAGGAUUUGCCUCGCAGGACAAGCAAGCUAUGGAAACGACUGGGCAGAUUUCCAGUGAAGCCCUCUCUAACAUUAGGACUGUGGCUGGCAUAGGGAAGGAGAGAAAGUUUAUUGAAGCAUAUGAAGAACAGCUGGAAAUCCCAUACAGAGCUGCAAUCAGUAAAGCAAAUGUUUAUGGAAUCUGUUUUGGCUUUGCCCAAUGUAUAGUGUUCAUAGCCAAUUCAGUCUCUUAUCGAUAUGGAGGUUUUUUGGUGGAGAAUGAAGGACUUCAUUAUAGCUAUGUGUUUAGGGUGAUCUCUGCUGUUGUGACCAGUGGCACUGCUUUGGGAAGAGCUUCUUCUUAUACUCCAAACUAUGCUAAAGCAAAAAUAUCUGCUGCACGUUUUUUUCAACUGGUGGAUCGGGUUCCCCAAAUCAGUGUUUACAAUGAUAGCGGGGAAAAAUGGGACAAUUUCAAGGGAAGCAUUGAAUUUAUCAGCUGCAGGUUCACAUAUCCUUCUCGGCCUGACAUCCAAGUUUUGAACGGCCUCUCAGUGUCUGUUAAACCUGCGCAGACACUUGCAUUUGUUGGAAGUAGUGGAUGUGGCAAAAGCACUAGCGUCCAGCUUCUGGAGCGCUUUUAUGACCCUGACAAAGGACAAGUGUUAAUAGAUGGCCACGAUUCCAAGAAAGUAAAUAUACAGUUUCUUAGAUCUAAAAUUGGAAUAGUGUCUCAGGAGCCUGUGUUAUUUGACUGUAGUAUUGCUGAUAAUAUUAAAUAUGGUGAUAACAGCAAAGAGAUCACUAUGAAAGAAGUUAUAGAAGCAGCAAAGAAGGCCCAGCUGCAUGACUUUGUCAUGUCCCUUCCAGAUAAAUAUGAAACUAAUGUUGGGGCUCAGGGAUCCCAGCUUUCUCGUGGGCAAAAGCAACGCAUUGCUAUAGCUCGGGCCAUCAUACGAGAUCCUAAAAUUUUAUUAUUGGAUGAAGCAACAUCUGCCUUAGACACAGAAAGUGAAAAGACUGUGCAAGAUGCAUUGGAUAAAGCCAGAGAAGGACGGACCUGCAUUGUCAUAGCACAUCGGUUGUCUACAAUUCAAAACUCUGAUAUCAUAGCUGUCAUGUCUCAAGGAAUUAUUGUUGAAAAGGGCACUCAUAAUGAACUGAUGGCCAGGGAAGGAGCUUAUCACAAACUUGUCACCACUGGAGCACCAAUUAGCUGAUUUACCACAGGCUCUGUGUAAACUUGAAGGAUGAUUUUCUAAAUGAGAACUCUGCAGUUGGUUUGGCAAUGUUGGUACCCCCUUAAGUUAUUGAAUGGCACAAAACUCUGUCAUAUGACCAGUUACAUGGGACACUAUCAAGCCUAAAAUGUAUCUUGCCUUCUGGAGUCAGGAAGCCCUGUAGGAUCAUAUAUGGUGACUACAGAGUAGGCUGAUUUGUUCAAGAGAUAGCCUAGCCCAUUGUGCAAGGGAGAAAAGGAAUUUCCUGGUAAGAAAGCUCUUUAUCUGGGAGUUGUGGAGCUAUUGGAGGGUAGGGAGCUCAUGUAAAAUCCCUUUGUAGUCCGGCUGCACAGUGCCUUACUUGCUGGACUAAAUGUUAGUCAAGGAAGAAUCCACCCUGAUUAUUAGCAUGUCAGAGCAGGGACUGCUUCUUUUGGCAAUUAAAACAUAACACCAAGUACGAUACUAGCUUCUAUUUUAGUGGUGGGAUCAAAUAUUUCCUAACCUGAAGGUUUUACAGACAGAAUUAAAAUUGAUACUUUCAGUGUGGUUAUAGAAAACUUUUUUGCCUCAUUCUUUGGCUCUCUUGCCUAUUUAGCUUGUGAGCUCUUCCAGGAGAGGACUGUCUUUUACUGUGUGUGUUGUAUGGUGCCUAGCACCAGGGGGCCCUGACCUACAGUGGAGCAUCUAGCUGCUACUUGGGACAUAAAUAAAAACUAAUAACAACGAAGUCAGUUUCAUGCCACUAUGCUAAAGAAAGAGAUUGAGACGAGGAUCGAAAGCUGGUAAAGAUUAAUUCUUCUAAGUUAGCCACUUUAUUAAAUGGCCUCAGCUAACUGAUUUGAAUAUGAAUACUCAGUUAAAUCAAGUAACACAAUAAUUAUUUUUCACUGUUAUUUAAUUUCUUUCUUACCUUGAAACUGUGCUAGAUAAAUAGAGAAU
Chelonoidis abingdonii (Abingdon island giant tortoise) is the source of this 2661-nucleotide messenger RNA. RefSeq names its product bile salt export pump-like. Gene Ontology annotation, molecular function: ABC-type oligopeptide transporter activity; ATP hydrolysis activity; ATP binding. Gene Ontology annotation, biological process: oligopeptide export from mitochondrion. The record is from RefSeq and is a predicted model, not a curated record. Gene Ontology annotation, cellular component: mitochondrial inner membrane. NCBI's taxonomy places the organism in Eukaryota, Metazoa, Chordata, Testudines, Testudinidae.